Syngnathoides biaculeatus (alligator pipefish) is the source of this 3427-nucleotide messenger RNA. RefSeq lists its product as uncharacterized. The transcript has 4 exons. Gene Ontology annotation, cellular component: tetraspanin-enriched microdomain; membrane; immunological synapse. The coding region runs from base 198 to 935 and encodes 245 amino acids. NCBI's taxonomy places the organism in Eukaryota, Metazoa, Chordata, Actinopteri, Syngnathiformes, Syngnathidae. The record is from RefSeq and is a predicted model, not a curated record.
CUGCAGGAACUUCACUUCGUCACAAGUCCCAAGAGAUGCCACAUUUGCUUGUCUGCUGCGCCACAUGAGUCAAAGUUUUUUAAAAAAAAGGGGAAGAGGCUGAUGCUCUUCUUUCCAGUGAACUUUGCUACUUUUUUUUUUUUCUCACGCAAAACAGCAGUGGCUCUUCUUCUUCUUCUUCAACCAUUUGAUUUCCAAUGGCUCUUCUCCAGCAGUACUUCUGGCUGGGGCUGAUUGUCGUGAUCAUUUUUGUGUGUUUGCUCAUUGCCGUCAUUUUCGUCUUCAUCAACAUGUGCAUCCUGAAGAAAGGAAAACACCGAAUCUUACAGGAUCACAGAGACUCCGAAGACAAGGAAAGGAAACCCCAAGAGUGGGCGCAGGAUACUCCGCCCUUACCUCCUCGCACCCAGUUCCUGUACGCAGAGGCCCAGAGCUAUGAGAACUUUGCAAAGCUUCCCGACGACGAACCAAAAACAAUGUCCCAUGACCUACAUAACAAUCGGAAGAACGAGGCUGCUCUUCCUGGACAUACGCAGAUCCGGGAUCAGCAGUUUUGGCGUGACCAGAACCUGUACAAAGAUCCGACCUCUUCCAACCUCCACAACCAAGAUCAGAAGCUGACCAACCACCACAACCAAAAUUUGAACCUCCAUAACCGAGAUCAGUCCUUGACCCGCUUGGGUAUCCAAGACCACUACCUGAGCAAUCUCACUAACCAAGAGCAGAAUCUGGGCACCCUCCACGACCAAGACACUGACUACGAGGAGAUUCCAGAUGAGCAGUCAGACUACGUGGAGCUAGAGGACCAAGAGGAAGAAGUCUUACCCCUGGUUCUGUCGCAUGAAAAAACCCUUGAUCUGUCAGAAGACACAGAGGAUUAUGACGACAUCGACGAAAAAGACCAGGAUGAGGAGUGCUAUGAUGACGUUGUUUGAGUCUAUUCUGGACGUAUUAAACUAUUCACUCUGUUGGGUUUCGUUCAGGGGCGAAUGCUAGGCUAAUACUAUAAAUCCAAGAAACCUCAAUAGAGUUUGCCACUUGGUAUUUCUUUAAAGGUGGCGUUUCAGGGAGGUGAGGCAAUUUUGUUUGCUCAGUUGUGAGACAAUGCAACGUCGGGAGCUUUACGAGGAGUCUGAUUUGUGUGGCUGACCACUAACAUCAUCUGUUAGCGGUACGUUAGUCAUUCCUUUCUUUUUAUGCUUAACUUUUAAUGAUACGUUAUGGAUUGUGUUUGACCUCGGAGGUUCCCCUAUAAAGCUCGUGCACGUGAUGUCAUCAUUUUCACGGCGCCAUAUUUGCCGGUCAAACACAGCUGAUCGACACUGUGGGAGACAUUGAACCGGAGGAGAAUAUUUACAAUACCCGAGACCUGUUGUGCUGUUGGUUAUCACAACAGACGAGACAGAUAUUCAAAGACCAACCAAAAUACACCCACGCCUGUGUAGCGAUCGCUUCAUUUCAUACUAGCUGAAAAGAUCGAUGGAUUCCGGCUAAGGUUAAUGUGUGGUGGCCGAACGCUUCCGUGUUCACAAGCUGUGAAACCCGUCACUAUGUGGGAUCUAUUCCUGAUUGAGAACAGAUCCAGAAACAAAGUAUUUGUACGCAUCCAGAUUUUUCUACACCUUCAAACUCUUCCCUGUAAAUCUUAACGAUUUACUCACCAGAUCCACGUGCAGAAACAAUUGUCCAAGAAGCAAAUUAAUAGUCCGAUUUCUUAUCGGCGAAAACAUCGACUUUGGGAUUAAAUCCGUGUCCUCUAUGCCGAGUUUAUGUAGUUUUUCCAAGUACCGUCAUUUAUUUUCACCUUCCAAAUGUCCAACGGUAUCGGACAAGACUCUGGACGUCGUGCUAUAAGACAUAUUUUCGUGUCGUCUCCAACUGACUUAGCAUUGAACAAUGCUUUGUUAGACCGGCAGUAUGGCGACGUACACCAAAGUCACGUGAUUUUAUGACGUAGGUGCAUGAGCUCUGCAGCUUGUAUGUGAAGGCUAAAUAUGAAAUGAUGACAAAAAGUAAAAGACAAAUUGUGAGCAGGUCCUCCGUUGUGACAACGGGGAUCUGAGCUGUCUUCGCAGUGGCAAACUGCUUGCCUCAGGCUGCCUCUUUCCGCACGGUGACGGCACAGCUGAAAGAAGGAAAACAUAUCUCUUGCGCUAACCGCCUCAUCAUAAUACUGUAGUCAGUCCUUCGCUGGGACUUAAGAGCUUUAAUGGAUGCGAGUGGCGGCUUUGCAGUAUUAUUAAACGCGGCUGAACUGAGGCUGUAAAUGACAUUUCGAGAGAAAAAUGCAAGACAUGCAAAAGAAAUUUGGGUCUAGCAUGAAGAGCAGCGGUGGGCAUAAUUUUUACAGCGGUACCGCAAUUUACAAGUGACCCACCUGACUUUUUUUCUAGAUAUGAACCAUUGCUUGGACAAUUUUUUUUUCUGUCUUGAGUCGUGAACAAAAAUCUAGUUACAAAGUCGCAGCAAACUUUACAACAAGCAGAUGUUUGCCAGAUAGGCAACAAUUAUUUAAAAAAAUAUAUAUAUAUGAAAACAAAACAAAAACUGAUAUUUUGAAUGCUUUAUAAAUACAUUUGAGGUGAGUUGAAUUGUGCAUAAAACCAAAAGGUGGUAACUUAUUGGAAGUCAGCCAGCUUAAUGAUAACAUACAUUAAACAGUCAUCGAUGUUGGGAUAAUCAUAAACCUUUUCACACCUUCUAAAUUUAGCACAAGCAGUAGCAACCCAUAAAUGCAGCGCACUCAAUAUUACUCACACACAUAUCAGAAUCAGCUUUGGGCGAGUUUAUUACAAGACACACAAGGAAUUUGUCUCUACUUUUGUGUUAUUGUCUAUAUUAUUUAUCCAUUCUUGUAUGGAUGUAUUUCUUUCGAUUAUAGCAAGUUUAAUUGAGACAGUUGUCUGUUUUAAUCAUCAAAUCUUCAUGUCUAUUUUCUGUAAAUAUUAUAUCGUGGCGUGGUGGCCUAGUGGUGAACACCAGAAUGAGCAGCACAAUGCCCAUUGAGAUAUCACAAUGCACAAGCUGUUCCGGUAAAAUAUGUUAUUAUUUUAUGUUUUGAUUACGCUGGCAUAGAGCACUAUUUGUGGCAUUGAAAAAAAAAAGUUGACAUUUUUGUUGGUGUUAGUUGAUUCAUUUCUCUGCUAAACAAUAAUUUGAGAAAUGAGUUAUGAGCGGGCGAGUUAUGAGCGUGGCACAAAUGAAAUUUAUCAGAUUAACUUUCGAGGAUUCAAGGAAUUUAUUUGUCAUAACGAGACACGUCUACACAACAUGGUCCAAUAGUCCAAUAAAUUCAGAGACAUAUAGAAUCCAAAUAAAAGAAGAAAAUAACAUAAAAUAAAAGAUGCAAACAUUUUUUUAAUCUACAAGUAUGUGUGUGUGCAACGAUUCAAAUGUAGCAAAAAUGAGUCUGAAUUGAAUUGAACAC